Molecule: messenger RNA, 397 nt
Organism: Acanthoscelides obtectus
Lineage: Eukaryota; Metazoa; Arthropoda; Insecta; Coleoptera; Chrysomelidae
Source: the annotation of a GenBank genome assembly
AUGCAUUUGUUAUAUUCGCUAGAAUACUACAACAAACUAUGCGAGUGUCCGUGGAAUUACUGGAAUAUCGCUAACAGAAAGAUGCUCCUGUUGAUGUUGACAAAUACAAAGGAACAAUGUAUUAGUUGUUUUGGAUUGAUAGAAUCGAAUUACAGCUACUUGCUAACCAGCUUCCGGGUAUGGUACAGCAUAAUAUGCUUCUGCAGCAACUGUCCAAAUCAAUCAUUGAAGGAGAAGAUAGCCAUAGAUGGACCAAACGGGCUUUAAGCUUCGACUCGUAUCACCAUUAGUUUUUUUAGUAUUUUCACGCAAUUUUAAUAUGAAUAACUAGAAGUAGAUGCAUGUAGUUACCACUAAUUGUUACAGUUGUUUGUAGCGCAAAAUGUUAAUUUUAGAC